AAGAGGGACAUGCUUCUUUUCCGUGUGUGUGUGUGUGUGUGUGUGUGCACGCGCACACAUAUGCUCAUGUACUUGGGAUCUGGUAGAGCCUGUCCAGGCUGCCCAGUCACCUGUGAUGUCAGAUUCCUUCAGGGAAGAAAGGAAGGAGUGGGACAAGGCAUGGCAGCUUUUCAUCCUAGCCUGCUCCUGUACUAAGGAGUCUCCUCUCCUAGAGUCACUGUCCCUUUCCUGGGAAAGGAGGGAGCUGUUCAAAGCCCUUGCUCUUUUAGAGGAGGAGGGAGAGGAGGAGCUCUAUUGAUAACUGGGCUCAGCGCCACUCCUGUCAGUGCUGGGGUGCCUUCAGGGAGGUUGCUUUGGGGGGCCUUGUGAGGGAAGGCAGGCCAGGUUGUGCCGUAGACAAUCCCCUUGGUAGAAUGAACCUGGUCACCAGGCCAGGCCUGAGGAAGCAGCAAGGGUGACGGUGUGGCACGUUCCUGCUUGGCUUUCAGAGGUAUGGGCAUUAGAGGGAGGCCGUGGCUUGUCUUCUGUGCUCAGUCAGGUCAGGAAGGCUGAAUGAACUGUUGUGUUGGGGCAGCGGCUUUGUGUCUUGCUCUGGAGAGGGCUGAGAACAGGGCCAGGACACCGCGUUCAGCACGCAGCAGCUAUGGAUAGCUGGCAUUACCUGGGCCCUUUAGGAGUCUUGGAAAUUUUCCACUUACAUUUCAUAUUCAUGGAAGAAUUUCCAGCCCAGGCACUUCCUGCUCUUGCUCACGGCAGCUCACAGAUAUGCAAAACAGAGACCUCCCACCCCAGCAGCAGCAGACAGGACCCAGCCAGCUGCACUCACACGGACUCAGCUCAGCCUUCCGGGCAUACACGGCCCAUGGCCUGAGGGCCUCACCUGUGUGGCAUGCUCAGGAUCAGCCAUGGAGACUCCAGCCCCAGGCUCAGCCGAGAUGCCGCGCCAGUUUCCCAAGCUGAACAUCUCCGAGGUGGACGAGCAAGUCCGGCUCCUGGCAGAGAAAGUGUUUGCUAAAGUGCUCCGAGAAGAGGACAGCAAAGAUGCCCUGUCCCUCUUCACUGUCCCCGAGGACUGCCCCAUUGGGCAGAAGGAGGCCAAGGAGAGGGAGCUGCAGAAGGAGCUGGCAGAGCAGAAGUCCGUGGAGACGGCAAAAAGAAAGAAAAGUUUCAAGAUGAUUCGGUCCCAGUCCCUGUCUCUGCAAAUGCCUACGCAGCAAGAUUGGAAGGGCGCCCCGACAGCCAGUCCGGUCCUGUCUCCCACUACCCCUGUGUUCCCUGGAGCCACUUGCCAGCCCACGCCAGGGCCCUAUGCCAUUCCCGAGUUCCAGCGGGUCAUCAUCAGUGGAGAUUACUGUGCCGGGAUCACCGUGGAGGUAGAGCAGGCUGCCAAAAGCCUAGCCAGCCUGAUGAUACGGGAGAAGUAUGCCAGACUUGCCUACCAUCGCUUCCCACGGACCACGGCCCGGUACCUGGGUGACCAGAGGGUAGACAGUGCACCUCCAGAGGAGGGCCUCCCAGACUUCCACCCUCCCCCCACCCAGGAAGACCCUUACUGUCUGGAUGAUGCUCCCCCCAACCUGGGCUACCUGGUCUGCAUGCAGGGGGGCAUCCUCUUCGUGUAUGAUAAUAAGAAGAUGCUGGAGCGCCAGGAGCCCCACAGCCUACCCUCCCCCGACCUGGAGACCUACACAGUGGACAUGAGCCACAUCUUGGCUCUUAUCACGGAUGGUCCCACGAAAACAUACUGUCACCGGCGACUAAACUUUCUGGAAUCCAAGUUCAGUCUUCAUGAGAUGUUAAAUGAAAUGUCUGAGUUCAAAGAGUUGAAGAGUAACCCUCACCGAGACUUCUAUAAUGUGAGAAAGGUGGACACACACAUCCACGCAGCUGCCUGCAUGAACCAGAAGCACUUGCUGCGCUUUAUCAAGCACACGUACAAGACAGAGCCUGACAGGACUGUGGCCGAGAAGCGGGGCCGGAAGAUCACCCUGCGGCAGGUGUUCGACAGCUUGCACAUGGACCCAUAUGAUCUCACUGUCGAUUCACUGGAUGUCCAUGCGGGCCGGCAGACAUUCCAUCGCUUUGACAAGUUCAACUCCAAAUACAACCCUGUGGGGGCCAGUGAGCUGCGCGACCUAUAUUUGAAAACUGAAAACUACCUGGGAGGAGAGUACUUUGCUCGGAUGGUCAAGGAGGUGGCCAGGGAGCUGGAGGAGAGCAAGUACCAGUACUCAGAGCCACGGCUGUCCAUCUAUGGCCGCAAUCCCAAGGAGUGGCCCAAACUGGCCCGCUGGUUCAUCCAGCACAAGGUCUACUCGCCCAACAUGCGCUGGAUCAUCCAGGUGCCCCGGAUCUAUGACAUAUUUAGGUCAAAGAAGCUGCUGCCAAGCUUUGGGAAGAUGCUGGAGAAUAUCUUCCUGCCCCUUUUUGAGGCCACAAUCAACCCCCAGGAUCACCGAGAGCUUCAUCUUUUCCUCAAAUAUGUGACAGGGUUUGACAGCGUGGAUGAUGAAUCCAAGCACAGCGACCACAUGUUCUCAGACAAGAGCCCCAACCCAGACAUCUGGACCAGUGAGCAGAACCCGCCCUACAGCUACUACCUGUACUACAUGUAUGCCAACAUCAUGGUGCUCAACAACCUCCGCAGGGAACGAGGCCUGAGCACUUUCUUGUUCCGGCCUCACUGUGGAGAGUCUGGCUCCAUCACCCACCUAGUGUCUGCGUUCCUGACUGCUGACAACAUUUCCCAUGGGCUACUCCUCAAGAAGAGUCCGGUGUUGCAGUAUCUCUACUACCUUGCUCAGAUCCCCAUUGCCAUGUCUCCUCUUAGCAACAACAGUCUGUUCCUUGAAUAUUCCAAAAACCCUCUGAGGGAAUUCCUGCACAAGGGACUCCAUGUUUCUCUCUCCACUGAUGACCCCAUGCAGUUCCACUAUACAAAGGAAGCACUUAUGGAAGAAUAUGCAAUUGCCGCUCAAGUGUGGAAGCUGAGCACGUGUGACCUGUGUGAAAUCGCCAGGAACAGCGUGCUGCAGAGUGGCCUCUCCCAUCAGGAGAAGCAAAAGUUUCUGGGACAAAAUUAUUAUAAAGAAGGACCUGAAGGAAAUGAUAUCCGAAAGACAAAUGUUGCUCAGAUCCGGAUGGCGUUCCGAUACGAGACCUUAUGCAAUGAGCUCAGCUUCCUGUCUGAUGCCAUGAAAUCAGAAGAGAUCACAGCUCUGACCAAAUAGGUCCAGCAGUGGACAAUGCAUUUUAACUUUCUGGUUUAAUUUCAAGUUUGCUGCGAUUAACAGUGGUCAAGAUACCAAACUAGGACCGUCCUCCAUGUAGAGGAUGCCUCUGACUAGUGAUUUCGGUUGUACUGUUCACUUUAAGAUCUAACAUGCCCACUUCUGUUAGUAUUUCUGAGUAGUAGAUGGUGACUCCUCCUUGGGGAUCUGGGAGCUGGACACUUGUCUGUACUCAUUCCUAAUUUUCCAAAUAUGUCUCUUGAAACAGCUAGUGCUUGCAUUGUUGGGGCCAGGAUCUUGCAAGGUCCAGUGCCUACUGACAUGAGGUCUGUGUGGUUUUCUGCCAAAAUCCUCUAUAGACCCUGCAGGCUAGUUGGUAGUUGUUCAUUUCAGCCUCUGGCUGGCUGCCUUAAACAAAAUCAAUUUCAAAGCUCCCUUUCAUAAAGGAACUACUUUGAGAGAAUUAAAAUAGAAAAUUUCCUUCUUGACAAUUUGCAUUUUUUAUGAAUUUCUUAAAAUGUGUUACUUAGCCCUCCUAUUUAGGAAGCCACAUAUGCACAUUGAACCAAUCGCUUCUGUUCUUGUGUCUUGGUUUUCUCAUCUGAAAAGUAUGGUUUUGGACUAGAUGAGUAGUUCUCAAAUGUUCUGUGAAUGCCCCCCUCCUGGACCACUUCAGGAGGAGGGGGAGGGCAGGGGGAGUGAGCUUCUGGAUGCCGCUUUCUUCAAAGCAAUUCUUUCAUCACUUUUACACUGGGGCUUCUACAUAUUUUCAUUUGAACUACGGACUUUGGAAAACAUAGGAUUAGAUGAUCCCUGUUCCUUUUGGUUCUAAUAUUUUGACUAUAGCCCAAUUACCAUUUUACUUAUGAAAAGUUAGGGCCAGAGAGGUGAAAUUUGCUUAAGGUCACACAGCUAAUAAGUAAUAGGACCAGAACUACUUUCCCUACUCCUCCUAAUCCAGUCCUUUUCCCCACUGUUCCAUUAGGCCUCACAGAUGUUAAAUUUUACCAGUGUAACCUGUGCAUUUUUUUAAGGUGAAAUUUCUCCCUUACCUAACAUGCAGACUUCUUUAGAAGAUAUAAGUGGUCCCAGGGGCCAGGUAGAAAUUAUUUUUAAGACCAAACUGAAUUUAAGCUUUACCAAUGUACUCUUCAUCUGUGUUACUAGUGCCUGGUACAUAGUAGGUGCUCAAUAAAUGUACAUUGAAUAACUGAA
This is a messenger RNA of Lynx canadensis (Canada lynx), 4445 nucleotides long. RefSeq names its product adenosine monophosphate deaminase 3 (gene AMPD3). NCBI's taxonomy places the organism in Eukaryota, Metazoa, Chordata, Mammalia, Carnivora, Felidae. Gene Ontology annotation, biological process: IMP salvage; AMP metabolic process. Gene Ontology annotation, molecular function: AMP deaminase activity. Gene Ontology annotation, cellular component: cytosol. The record is from RefSeq and is a predicted model, not a curated record.